AUGGAGCUCUCCCGACGCUACCUCGCUCUCGCCGCACCCCGCGCCUCCGCCGUCGAGCUUUCCUGCCUCCAGGUGAGCGCUCCGCGACUCCAAGACUCCUCCUUUCGCCUCCCGUUUCUCGGUAGGAACAGCCUUCUUCCGAACCACCCUGCAGGCCGCUGGUUUUCGGCGGCCGCCGCUGGUUCAGAUGGCAUUGAAGCAGAGCUGGCGUCCCUUGACCUCUCAUUCAACGGGGAGACAAUGGGUUUGGUGCUUCGUGAUCUCAAAAGCGCUGGUUCCGUGUCGGAGGACGGCAAUAUUCGGAUGGAUUCAAAAGGCUUAAAUCGGAUGCUCGAAACGCUUGGAACCAACGGGCGGCCUGGGGAAUUCUGGCGUGUGGUCGAGAUCAUGAGAAAGAAAGCGUUUGGUAUCACUAAAGACACAUACUUAGCCGUCUCCAAGAGCUUUGAGGAGGAGAGGAGGGUAAAAAACGCUGAUUUGUUGCGUAAAACAUACUCUUUGAACUGUGAACUCAGCAAGAUUCUUCAGGAAAUUGAAUCAGGGAAAGCUCUUCCAUUUUUAGAGUGGGUUGAGAAGACGACACCCUCCAAGCUGAAUGGUAGAGUUUAUAAUGCUAUGGCCAGAAUUUUGGCUAAAAAAAAUCGCAGAGAGUUUCAGGAUCUUCUCUGUAAUAUGAGAGAUGAGGGUCAUGAAUUGGAGAAGAAAACAUACAUUGAGAUCUCACAACGUUUUUACCGCAGGAAGAUGAUUGCAGAAUCUGUGGGUUUGUAUGAGUUUGCAAUGGAAGGCUCAGAGAAACCUUCACAGAAGGAUUUCUUGUUUCUCUUUAAAAAAAGUUUUGUAGCUGCUGGGAAUUCUAUUAAGAUAUCAGUUUUUGAUGGGGUUAUUAAAUCGGUAAUCACGGGGAUUUCAAAUGCUGGAAGAUUAGAUGAAGCCCGCCAGUAUCUGAUCAACACUGAAAAUGAAGAUGACGCGAAAGCAUGGCCAUAUUUAGUUCGAAAGUACUUGAUAGCUGGCCAACUAGAACAAGCAUUGGCCUUGUUUAAGAUGCUGAUAGAAAAAAGGAUGGAAAGAUCAAAUGAAGCGCAAACGUUGCUCAAAGAGAUGGUAACUGAGAGAAAUAUAAGAUUUCAGCAUAUCACAUACAGGCGACUGAUUCAAAAGCUGGUCGAUCAAGGACACCUUCGAGUAGCUUGUAGCAUUAUGGAACUGAUGAAAGGUCAUGGGUUUCCUCCUUGCAUCGACCCAUUCAUCAAGCAUAUGUCCAAGUCAGGAACUGUGAAUGAUGCUAUGAAGUUUCUGAAGGCCAAUGAUAGUGAAGGAAUUCCCUUCUAA
Molecule: messenger RNA, 1335 nt
Organism: Zingiber officinale
Lineage: Eukaryota; Viridiplantae; Streptophyta; Magnoliopsida; Zingiberales; Zingiberaceae
Product: pentatricopeptide repeat-containing protein At5g15980, mitochondrial-like
Exons: 5
Coding region: 1-1335 (444 amino acids)
Biological process (GO): RNA splicing
Molecular function (GO): protein binding
Source: RefSeq, a predicted model, not a curated record